This is a messenger RNA of Hemicordylus capensis (graceful crag lizard), 2953 nucleotides long. RefSeq names its product zinc finger BED domain-containing protein 4-like. The transcript is spliced from 3 exons. Lineage: Eukaryota; Metazoa; Chordata; Lepidosauria; Squamata; Cordylidae. Gene Ontology annotation, molecular function: protein dimerization activity; DNA binding. Bases 324 to 2756 code for a protein of 810 amino acids. The record is from RefSeq and is a predicted model, not a curated record.
GGGCGCGCUGAAGCGGAAGAAUUUGUAAUGUAUUUCGGCUAUUGGAGGGGCUGCAAAGAUAAGCUAAGGUCACCUGGUUGGACUACGACUCCCAUCGUCCUCGGCCAUCAAUGGCUGAAGAUCUUCGGGUGUCAUGCCCGUCCUGGCCUUACACAGACUCCCCCGGGAAAGAAAGAGGGUGAAUGAACCCUCUGGAUCUUUUGUCCUGCCAAAGCUGGAGGAGGAGGAGGUAGCAGUGACCUCUGAGGUGGUGACUGAAUAUUUGGCACAGAAGGAGUGGGCUACGCUGAAACACUGACCAAAGGGUGCUGCACAAGGACGUUAUGCAGGAGGAUUCUGGGAAUGUGGCCUCUCUGGCAGGAUGGGAGAGCGGGAUCAAGGAAGAACCACGCUGGGAGACUGCGGAAGGAAUCAGAUGGCCAGAGGGGGAAGAGAAGGAAUGGAAAAUUGAAGUCAAAGACGAGGAGGAGAAUAUAUCCUUGGUUUUUCAGGGAGGAGACUUCCAUGAAAUCCCGAAUCAGGACAAAGAGAAAGAAAGGAGCGAGGACAAUCGGCAUGGCAGAAGCUUUUGUUCUGAAGUACAUCCUAACGAACACAGAGCCCACAUAGGGGGGGAACAGCACAAAGCUUCCGAGAGUGGAAACUGCCUCUUCUCCUCCACCACGAGCUUUUCUGCAGUGGAAGUGAUGGCAACUGUUAAUCCAUCUGCUGCUGAUCUAUCGACUGCAGUCCCAGAGGGGAACCCGGUAUCCGCUCUAGGGCGCAAGCGGGCCAGCGUGGUGUGGAACCAUUUCCAGGUGGUGAUGGAAGAUCCUUGCUUUGCUUCCUGCAACAUCUGCAAGUUGAAGGUCAGCCGGGGGAAGGAGAAGGGGCACCUGAACACUUCGGGGAUGAUGUAUCACCUGCAGAAACAUCACCCCCUUGCCCUAGAAGCUACUUUCCGGGUCUUGGGGCAGACCUCCUCCUCCGCCCUCAACCCCCCUGCCCCCAAGAAGAAGAAGAAGAAGCAGCAGCCAGCACCACUGGACCAGUGGGGCAAAGGGUUGGGCGUCCCGAAGCCAGCAGAGAUAACACAGCGGAUCGGGGAGAUGCUGGCUUUGGACAACCAGCCCUUUGCCCUGGUGGAGCGAGCCGGGUUCAGGCGCCUGCUAAACCUGGUGGCUCCGCAGUACCAAAUCCCUUCGCGGGCCACGUUCAGCCGCCAUGUGGUGCCUUCUCUGUACUGGGCAUGCAGGGAGAAGGUGGAGGUGCAGCUGCGGGAGGCAGAGCCACAGACGGUCCUUCACUUCACCUCAGACUUGUGGACAAGCCGGAGCGGAGAGCACACGUUUUUCUCCCUCACCGCUCACUGGUGGGGGAGUGACAGGACGUCUGCUGCAGCGGCUGCUUCUGGUGCGGGGACUCAGAGGGAUGGGUAUAGGUGGGUUCUCCUUCAUGCAGAGGUCUUUGACAGUGCCCACUCCGCAGCCAACCUGGAGUGGACCAUGAACCGCAUGGUGGAUGCAUGGUUCCGUGGGCACUCGCAUCUGACCAGCGGCUUCAUGGUCACCUACAAGGGAGCCAAUAUCAUGAAGGCGGUGCGCGAUGCGGGGUUCGUGGGCGUCCAGUGUGCAGCUCACGCGCUGAACCUUGUGGUGCCCAACGCCCUCGGGUUCAAGCCUUCGGCCGCCACCGCCCCUGCCAGUGCCGCCCGCGAGCUCAUCGAGAGCUGCUGGAAGAUUGCCGCUCACUUCCACAGGAGCAUCAAGGGGAGCAAGCUGCUGCGUGAGAAGCAGGUGGAGGUGGGUGUGAAGCAGCAGCCCCUGGUUCAGGACAUGGGGACUCGGUGGACUUCCACCUACCUGAUGCUGCAGCGCCUGUCCGAGCAGCAGAGGGCUGUGCAUGAAGUGUCCAGCGUUGGGGAGAUCGGUAUAGGCAGAAUGCUCAGUGAGCAAGAGUGGGAUACCAUCUCCCAACUGGUGGUAGUCCUCAAGCCGUUCCUUGAGGCCACUGAGAUCCUGAGUCACAGAAAAGCUCACCUGAGCCAGGUGAUCCCCAUCUUCAGGCACCUGCAGAGGCAGAUGUCGGAGUUCCUGGAGGAUGGGAUUUCUGGGGGCACUGCACCGCUUCUAUCAGAGGUUAGGCAGGUGGUCAUCCUCUUGAAGGAAGGGGUCAGAGCGAGGUUGGAGCCCCUCCUGGAGGAAACGGCAUACAUGGUGGCGUGCCUCUGUGACCCCCGGGUGAAGGGCAGUGUCUGCGCCUCCAGUGAUGUGCUGGCAAAAUGGACAGAUGUGCUAGUCAACAAAGUGCGGGAGAUGGAGAGGCAGAGAAGGGGGUCUGCUAAGGAGGAAGAGCUGGCCACUGCUCCAGGCAGCAGCAGGUCUUCGGAGUCUCCGACUGUGGUAACACGAGCAGCAGCCAGGUCCAUGUGGGGGGCUGCUCUGGGGGCCCUGCCGAGGCGCAGGCAGGCGGAGGGGAUGUCGGACAGCGCAGAGGUGGCUGUUGGGCGCUACCUCAUGGAAGCAGUGGAGGAGGCCAACUGUGACCCCUGGAUUUACUGGGCAGCCCGGAGCCAGAUGUGGCAGGAUCUGGCCAAGGUUGCCCGGCAACACCUUUCCUGCCCACCAACCAGUGUUCCCAGCGAGAGGGUGUUCAGUAUGGUGGGCGAUAUUGUAGCGCCCCAUCGCAGCUGCCUGGAUGCUGGUUUGGUGGAACAGCUGGUGUUCCUCAAGGUCAACCUUCCAGAGCUGGGAUACCCCAAGCUGCCCAUUGAGUGAGUGUCUCCCUCACAGAGCCUUUCCCACCUCUUCUGGUUUUUGUUUGUUUAAAUGCAAACCAUUUUGAAAGUAGCUACUAUUGCGGACAAACUAGGAGUCGCUAACAGUAGAUAAAAGGUGUGUAUGUGUUCUCUGUGUUAGGGAUGUGCACGAAGAUUCUUCGGCACUGGCGGGGAUAGUACUUUAAUUUCCCCCAC